UGAAGCUGAGCUAAUAUGAGUGCCCUUCGAGUAUUUGACUCCCCUGGUCUAUUUGACGCCUUCCGGUCUAAUGGCGGCCCGACCUACUACGAGUCCUUCAAGACGCCUUGGAUGGCGGACAUCUUGGAUGCUGGAUUAAUUUAUGCAUUUCUCAGUUUAGCGUUUUCUUUCUUUAUCAUCCUUCCUGGUAUUCGUGGAAAAGAGAGAUUAUAUACAUUUAUCCGGAUAACAUUAACGCUUUACAUUGGAGGAGUCAUAGUGUUAUGUAACUUUAGUACCGAAUGGGAGGUUGCAGAAGCCACCAACGUACGAACAAAAUACAAGGCAGGAUCAUCAGGGGAGAUAACUGCUGAUAUUGGGGUCCACAUUGGUUUUAGGGGCAUCAACGUCACACUCAAAGCGGAAGGAGAAAAUCGGGGAUCUUUCAAUGAGACCAUCAACUUCAACGAAAACUUUGACUGGCGCUGGGAACAAGGGAGAAUUGGUUUUGGAAUAUUUGCGGGCCGAUUUAACCAGGAGUUUCGUGCCCGUCAAUUUCGAGGAACGCCUUUACCAAUCAUCUGGAUUGCUGAGUACUUUAUAUUUGACGGGGAGGGGGUCAGAUGGGGGCGUCAUUACAGACAAGCAGGGUGGUACGCCCAUAUCCUGAUGUGGUUAGCGCUCCCUCUAUGGAUCAUUACAAUCAUCCUGUUCUUUAUCCUGUUGAGUUACGGCGCCUACCUUCUGAUGUUGACUGGGGCCAUUAUGGUGUCAGCUAAUAUCACGUGGGUCACCCAUCGGAACCCCUUUGAGUUAGAGAUUCCUUUCAGUGCUGAGCACAGACUGGAGUUCCACUACGGACCUUGUUUUUACGUUAAUCUAUUCACAGGAAUAUUGUGUAUAAUUUUGGGUGUAGUGAUCCGGGUACUGGAUCUUCGAUAUCCAGAAGCUAUUACAACGUUCUUUGGAGUCGAUCCCUUGCAAGCUGAAACAUUCAUUGAAGGCAAAACAUUCGAGCCAAUCAAGGCUCAGAAACAGAAUGACGACAUGGAACUCAAACGUAUGGAAAAUGGAGAAGCACAAAGUGAUUCCACUAGAGAAUCGUCAGCUGCUUCUAAUGUAGAAGAAGAUGAAGAAGAUGAUGAUGAAAUAUAUGAAGCUCCGGUAUUCCAUGCGAAGCCCCCGAAGGAAUCUCAUUUUGAAAAGCGCAGAUCACGUGGUCUGACUCAACGUCUGCAGAGACCAAGACGACGAGCGCCCCCACCUGUUCCAGACCAACAGCUUGAGAUGAACGAACUCUAUGACAACACAAAGGACGAAAAGUUCAAGUUUGGAAAGAGUUAUCGUACUUAGAUCAUAACGUGCCGAAAAGUACUUUACCAUACAAGAGUGAAAUGACAGGAGUCUUUGAAUUGAAAUUUGCCGUAUAAUGCUGGAUAUAUACAUGUAUAAAGAAAAGUCAUACAAAAGGUUUUAAAUGUAUACCUCUAUGUUAUUAUUUUAAAAUAUUUUUUUAAAGAGGUCGCAUUCAUAGUCUAUUUUCUUUUCUGUUUUUUUUUUUUUUUUUUUUAAUUUUUACCUUAUAAUGAAGUGCUAUGUGAGAAAAUUUCAUUGCGAUAACAAGCGAAAAAAAAAUAUCACAUAUUUGAAGGUGGAUAGAUAACAAAAUGAUGAUAUAAUCUUUACCAGGAUUAAAAAAAAACCAUAAUUCAAUAAACAUUAUAAUUUCAUCAAUGUUUAAUUAUACAUCAUAUUCGAUCUGUAUAUUCAUAUAAAUGUAUGUACCUUUUACAAUGCACAAGCUGUUACUUCAUAUAGUUAUGCUUUGUUGACAAUGUACAUUAUUUAUAAGCAAAACGUAAUAUUCUGCCUGUAACAGUUCACUGUAAUUUAGCAAGGAGGAAGAAAUUAAAGUUUUUAAAACAAUUGAAUUUCCGAAUUUUUCAUUUUCCUUAUAUAGAAUAUUGUGUAAAAUUGCAAACAUUUUGGAAAGAGUAUGCUAAUUAUAAUUUCCUAUUUUAUUGGGAACGCCGACAACUCUUAGCGCCUUUCGAACUGUCAUUCAUGUUGGAUUUUGUGCAACUUUCUGGUGUUCAAAUAUUUGCAAUGGUGUCCAAAAUCUUUUUUGAUGAAAAAUUCUUACCGAAAAAUUCGGAAAUGUUUUUUGUCCUAAGCAUGCAUAUAAUAAAGCAAUGUAUUAUAUA
Molecule: messenger RNA, 2183 nt
Organism: Saccostrea echinata
Lineage: Eukaryota; Metazoa; Mollusca; Bivalvia; Ostreida; Ostreidae
Product: dual oxidase maturation factor 1-like
Exons: 10
Coding region: 16-1332 (438 amino acids)
Biological process (GO): protein transport
Cellular component (GO): endoplasmic reticulum membrane
Source: RefSeq, a predicted model, not a curated record